Molecule: messenger RNA, 3995 nt
Organism: Pundamilia nyererei
Lineage: Eukaryota; Metazoa; Chordata; Actinopteri; Cichliformes; Cichlidae
Gene: elna
Product: elastin a
Exons: 43
Coding region: 234-2627 (797 amino acids)
Molecular function (GO): extracellular matrix structural constituent
Source: RefSeq, a predicted model, not a curated record
CUGGCAGGAGUGACCAGAAUAAAAACAGCAACACCAGACAUAGACGAGGAAAUAAAGCAAAGUGAUCCACUGAGUGUUUGCCCUCUCAUAAUUACGUUGAGCUUUUCCCUUUUUUCACCCUCCCCCUGCUUCUUUUUUUUUCAUCACUCUUUGAGACUUCGGGGCUAGUGGUAAUUAGCCAGAAGAGAAUAAAACCAGCUGAUCGGGAGAGGGGUGGUGCAUUUUGGAGCGAGAUGGCUAACAGAAACAUUCUGUUGCUCUUCUGUGGACUCUUCCUCUUAGCACUGAUUCAACCCUCUCUUCAAGGAGGUGUGUAUCUACCACCUGGUGCUGGGUUAGGACCAGGAGGCGGUGGAACAGGAACUGGAUUCUUUCCAGGGGCUGCUGGAGGGUUCCCUGCGGGCUAUAAACCAGCUAAAGCUGCAGGAGGUUAUGCAGGAGGAGGUGGAGGCCGAGGCCUAUUCGUGCCAGGGGCAGGUGGCCAGGUCAUUGCAGGAUUGCCAGCAGGACAAGGUGGAAAAGCCCCUAAACCAGGAUAUGGAAAUCUAGGAGGUGGCGGCCUGGGGCCUGGAGGCUAUGGAGGAGGUGGCUACGGGGGCUACUAUCCGGGAGCUGGAUCAAAGGCUGCUAAAAGCGGGGUUGGAGGAGGAGGAGGUCCUGGAGUCCCUGGAACUGGACCUGGACUGCCUGGUGGAGCACCUGUUAUUCCUCAGACCGGCCUUCCUGGAGGUGGUGGCGCAGGAAAAAAAGCUGCCAAAGUGCCAGGUGUGGGUGUACCUGGCCUUUAUCAAGGCGGACUGGUGCCUGGACAAGGGUUUGGUGGACGUGGAGUUCUGCCUGGAGUGCCCACUGGGUCUCAACUCAAUCCCAAAUCAAUUGCAGGAGGAGUAGGAGGAGGACAGCAAGGUGUCCGUGGGUAUGGGGGACCAAUGCAGCCAGGAGUGUUCCAUGGAUACCCCCUCAAAUCACCCAAAGUACAAGGUGCCUAUGGAGCAAAAACUGCAGGUGGAAAACUUACGUAUGGUUAUGGCGGCUUUAAUGUUGCACCUGGACUGCCAGGAGUGCAAGGUGGCCCUGGGUCCAAGCCAGGAUAUCCUGUUGGAACUGGAGUGGGACUUGGGGUCAUUUCACCUGGUCAGGGUGGUACUGGAGGCUUUGGAGCUGGUGGUGGUGGCUUUGGUGGCACUGGUGGGCUGUAUCCAGGCCAGGUGUCAGGAGGGUAUGGAGCUGCUAAGGCUGCCAAAUAUGGAGUUCCAGGAGGUGUACCUGGGGGAGUACCAGGAGGUGUACCUGGGGGAGUACCAGGAGGUGCACCGAUUGGAAGAAUUCCAGCGGUUGGUGGAUAUUCACCAGCAGCAAAAGCUGCUAAAUGUGGUAUGCUUUGUGGCACAGGAGUACAAAUAGGCACAGGAGGACAACUAGGAACAGGGCAACUAGGAACAGGGCAACUAGGCACAGGAGGAGGAUAUUAUCCUGCAAGCAAAGCUGCCAAAUACGGUCAAGGUGGUGGAGGGUUUAUUCCAGGUGUUCGUGGAGGUGGUGGAGGAGGAUUUUUACCAGGAUAUGGAUCUUUGGCAGCCAAACCUCCUAAAUAUGGAGUGCCAGGAGCAGGCCUAGGAGGAGGGGUUGUCCCAGGAGGAGGAGGGGUUUUCCCAGGGGGAACAGGACAGGUAGUCCCUGGUGGUGGAUUGGGUGGUUUUGGAGGUGGUGCUGGAGUCAAACCACCAAAGUAUGGAGUUCCUGGAGGAGCCGGAACAGGGCUAGGACCUGGAGGAGUUCCUAUUGGAGGAGUUGCAGGUGGACCGUACUCCCCCGCCGCAAAAGCUGCUAAAUACGGAGUUGGAACUGGAGGUCUACCUGGAGGAUUUCCAGUUGGAGCAAAAGCACCAAAAUACGUAGUUCCAGGAGUGACUCCAUACACACCUGUCAGUUUUCCAAAUGGCUCUGUUGUACCUGGUCAAUUAGUUCCUGGAAAACCAGCAAAGGAUGUCAGUGGAACUCCUCAGCCAGGUGUUUCUGGUGGAAUUGUUCAGCCUAGUGCUGGCACAGGUGUUGUUGGAACAGGAGUUGACGCUCCCACUGGUGUUGACACUUCACGCCAAGUUCAACCUGGUCCUGGUGUUGGAACAGUUGGAAAAGCACCCAAACCAUUUAUACCAGGUACUGGCUAUCCUUAUGGAGCACCUUAUGGAGUACCUUUAGGCACUGGACCCGGAACUGGACCCGGAACUGGGCCUGGAACUGGAACACUGCCUGGAGCAAAGCCUCUGAAACCUCCAGCUGUGGGUGGUGUUGGAGAGAGACCAGGAAUCCCACUGGCUGCAGGACGUUAUCAAGGUGGAGUUGCGUAUCCUGGAGCUGCAGCUAAAGCGCCGAAACCAGGCUACGGCAAUAUUGGAGGUGGUGGCGGAUACCAACAAGGUGUAGUUCCUGGUUACAGAGGAGGAUACCCCCAGCAGUACUACCAAGGAUAUGUGCCAGCCCCGCUGACUCCUCAACAAGCCAAAGCAGCAAAGUACGGUGCUCUGCAGGGCUUCCUUGGUGGCGCAGGUGGAGGAGGAGGCGGAGGAUUCUAUAGAGGUGGCGUUGCAGGAUGCCAGGGCAAAUACUGUGGGAGGAGGAAGUAGAGGAUCUCUCGAGAUCCAGUGACCUCAAGAAACCAUGGUGCUACUGCAUGAUCGAGAAUGUACAUUUUAUAUGCAAAGCCCCAUUAGACAACCUGAAAAGAUGUUUGUUUUUACUUACUUGACUUCAGUGUCUGUUUUUACACAAACCCACCGACCCAGAAUUUUGUACAUGUGACGUAUGUUAUUGACAGUGCCUUUUAAUCAUUAACGUGUUCAAGUUAACCAAGUUAAUUCUGUACCGCACCGGCCCACCAUGUGUCGCUGCGUCCGUGCACGCACGCCUGCACGUGUGUGUAUCGUUUGUUUGAAACUCUGUCUGUACCAUCGGCUGUCAAUGUCACCCACAAGUGAUUUCCCUUUCUGCUUUAAUCCUAAACUAAAUCAAGGUGAUCUGUCUCACUGGGCAGCACAGGGCUCGUCUGCUCCUCUCCGACCUGUCACAGGGGUGGGGUUGGUCAUAGCUAGGCCGAAAUCUGAUGAUAUCCAUCCAAUGUCAGUGCGGUUCCUGGCUCCCCAUUUUCUCUGCUGCCAUUUUUAGGCCUGCUGGGUAUAAAGCGGUGGUAACUGGGGCUCCAGCCAACCCAUCUGCUCUCACCAACUUUGCUGAUUCUUGUUGCUGUGCAGUUCAGUGUUCUCAGCUUUUUUGUGUUAAAUGUUGCCAAACACUUUCUGCUGAAGACAGUCAAAAAGCAGUGGGUUUAAAUAUCAAUCAGACACUGCUUUGGUAUGUACGCGACGUGUAUGUGCGUGUGUGUUUCAUUAUGUGUCGUGUUUAAGUCUGCUUCCAAUGUUUAGUCUCAUUUACAUUUAUGUAACUGGUCAUUAUUCAAGAUUUGCGGCACCAUGAUUUGACUCAUAGCUUUUUUGUUAUCAGGAAUGUGUGAGCAUUAAAAAAAACAAUCCUUUGCUUUUGCAUUUAUUCACUGUUAUUAACUGUAAUACAGAUUAAUACUUUGUUUUAAUGGGAAUGCCGCUGUGUUUAUGUGAGGCACAAAAUCCCUGUUCUUUAUUUACUUGAGCUGCUUUAAAAAAAACAAAACCAAAGGCUUUACUGACCAAAGGUUCAUGAGCGCUGUUGCCAAGUGACCCCCAUCUCUUCCCGUAACUGUGUACUGUAUUUUGUACUAAUUUGAUGGCUUCAGUUCCUUCACUCGGUGCUGUGUAAGAACUGUCUUUGAGCCUCGCUGGGUCAGACCUUGUCUUAUGUGGCGUGGGAUACUCUUCAUCUUUAUUUAAAACUGUUUUUAUAAGGAGGAACAGUGUGGUUUUGCACUUUUUAUGUUUCCACGGCACACAUGUGACUUGUUCCCGGACAUCCCGGCAUUUUAUUUGCUUUAACAAAUAACAAAAUAAAAUGUGUUUAAAGAA